This is a messenger RNA of Mollisia scopiformis, 1119 nucleotides long. RefSeq lists its product as uncharacterized. The transcript has a single exon. NCBI's taxonomy places the organism in Eukaryota, Fungi, Ascomycota, Leotiomycetes, Helotiales, Mollisiaceae. The coding region runs from base 394 to 990 and encodes 198 amino acids. The record is from RefSeq and is a predicted model, not a curated record.
CCAGAAAGUCCUCUUUGAAGCUUGGGUGAAUAUCUCGGAUACAGUGUAGCCCUGAGCCUUGGUGCCUUUGCCGCUUAUAUUGGACGCAAAGAUUACCUGGGCAUUAUUACGUCCUUUUUGGAUAACUUAAUUGUCCCUCAAUUCCUGGGAAGUUUACAAAGUUAGACAGAGGAUCAGAAGGGAUACAGUAUAUCUGAUUGACGAACGUCAACAUUGGUGCAGAUCUUUAGUCACGUGGCCAUUGAUAGAGUCUCUUCAUUCUUUCGUCGCCGUUACCAGCAUGUCGGAGUGACCUGGUAAUGUUUGAUCCGAGCCGCCUUCUUGAGAACCUGAGAGAUUCAAUGGGACUUUUAGUAAGACCUUGAGCGGAGCGUUCAGAUAGGAGCUGAAGAAAUGAUAUGCCCGGAUGAAAGACGGACCGCAUUAGUCAUGAUAACAGGUUUAAAAAGUUUUUCCUCCGAACAUCCCUUCGCGACCCCUUGCCAAGGUGUCGAGUAUCGAUACACCCUUUCAGCGAAGGACUCGAUAAAGACUGUCAAUAUCAUACGACUCGUCUCGUUGGAUUCAGACUCGAUUGAGAUGAAUUUGCUUGGUGAGACCUCAAUUCAGGUCCCGGGUUCUGGAUCUGUCUUUCAUGAAGACAAAUUCAUUUUUUGUCUCAAAGAUUCGGAAUCUUUACUCAGGGGCUCCCUUUGGCCGCUCAAUUCUGUACCGAGGGGUGCUUCUGUUUGCUGUAGCAUGUCUUCCCUUCCUGACGGAGUGUCAUCCUUCUCUUGUUGGUAUCAAACCUCAAUCGUAUGCUUUCUAAUCGUGGAGAAAAAAUGGGGUAUCUUCUCCUUUUUUGGAAACGAUGCAGAUUCUGGAUCUGUGGCGUCUAUCAAGCUUUGUAGCGUCUACCAUUUCCGGCAAUUUUUGCUUUUCGCAUCUUUCGACUUCCUGUAUCCCUCGAGGUGUCUCACUCUUACGCAAGUGAUAGGCUUUCCUGCUUGAUAUUUCAGAUUUGCGGGGCCAUUGAGCCCAAAUUCAUCUGAAAUGUAUACGCAGUCCUUGAUAGGAUGUUGCCGAAGUCUUGGAACUUGUCAAGGGGCCAAGCCAUUAAAUCUCCCGUUGAUAUUUCUC